Torulaspora delbrueckii is the source of this 612-nucleotide messenger RNA. It is a transcript of the gene COQ10, whose product is annotated as ubiquinone-binding protein COQ10. The coding region runs from base 1 to 612 and encodes 203 amino acids. The transcript has a single exon. Gene Ontology annotation, cellular component: mitochondrion. Gene Ontology annotation, molecular function: ubiquinone binding. NCBI's taxonomy places the organism in Eukaryota, Fungi, Ascomycota, Saccharomycetes, Saccharomycetales, Saccharomycetaceae. Gene Ontology annotation, biological process: ubiquinone biosynthetic process; cellular respiration. The record is from RefSeq and is a predicted model, not a curated record.
AUGUCUUUUUAUUUAUGGAAAAGUGUCAAGCUUCAUUCAAGAGCCAAUUGGCUAUUACAAGGCAGUUUUCAUAGUAGAACACUACUUGGUUGGACUUCGCAUACCAGUGACAAGCCGCAGAACUUCACUUUAACCAAAACGAUUAAUGCGACUCCAAGUCAAGUUUACGACGUGGUAUCUGAAGUUUCCAAAUAUCACGAAUUCAUUCCAUACUGCAUAGAGUCUUUUGUUAACGAGCGUAAUCAAGUGGACAAUCGACCCACCGAAGCAGGUCUUAGAGUCGGGUUCCGACAGUACGACGAGAGAUACACUUGCAAGAUAAAAUGCGAAGAAAAGGCUAAUGAAGAGUUCAUUGUCCAGGCCGAUUCCAUCUCACAUACUUUGUUUCAGGAUCUCUCGACGCGAUGGAUUAUAAGGGCUCAUCCACAAAGGCACAAUGCCACACAAGCAGAAUUGCUUCUAAGGUUCAAAUUCAGAUCUAGGCUUUACAAUAGUGUUUCAUCCAUCUUUGGUAAAAGUGUGACAGAAUUAGUUAUGAAGGCAUUCGAGAAGAGGGUAUUUGAACUUCGGAAACGAUCUCUCAAAGCGGCUACAAAUGCCAGUAAUAUGUGA